AUGGCCAUGGACACACUUGGCCCAGCCAUUGGCAGCUUAGACCGCCUCGCAUUCCUUUUCAAGCAGUUGCACAUCCUUGAAGUAACGAGGAUGGUCGAUGUUGCUGCCAGCACGAUAUUCGUUUGGGACUACUUGAUGACCAUAGGCAUGGAAAUUGAGUACAUCUGGCCAGGGAAAUGGACGAUCAUGAAAGUCGUCUAUUUGCUCCAGCAGUACCUUCCUUUCAUUGACACUGUCCCUAAGUCCCUCAUCAUAGAAAUAUUCACGACAAAUCUUAGUCCCUCAACAUGCCACCUCCUCACCAACACAAGUCGUUUGCUGAUGUACAUUGGUUUGGCAUUGUCAGAGAUGAUUCUGACAUUUCAAGCAUGGGCCGUCUGGAAUCGUAAUUGGGUCCUGACAAUCCUUCUCCCUAUUCUCUUUGUUGGCUGCUGGGCCCCGCAUCUUGUGUUCCUCAUCGAGAUCCUUAAGAGCUUGGAGUACACGACACCCCUGAUACCCCAAUUCAUCGGCUGCUUCGCCAUAAGAGGUAGCUCAAACACUGUCAUCAGUUGGAUACUUCUGAUGGUUUGGGAUACUGUCAUUUUUGUCCUCAUGGUUAUACCUGCCAUAAAGACUUGUAUGGGCCACUCCGCUUUGUAUACAACGGUGUACGCAGAAGGGAUCGUCUAUUAUUUCUAUCUCUUUGCCAUGUCUGUCAUCAACAUCAUCCUGUUACAUUUGGAAUUGGUUGACAUCAGAUAUCGAUUUAUGUUGGUCGUGUAA
Cyclocybe aegerita is the source of this 765-nucleotide messenger RNA. The record is from the annotation of a GenBank genome assembly. Lineage: Eukaryota; Fungi; Basidiomycota; Agaricomycetes; Agaricales; Hemipholiotaceae.